UAUUUUUUUAUAUUAUAUAUAUAUAUAGUGCAGCCUCGGGAGGGGUAACGCAGAUUUACAAAUCAUCCGGACUGCCUCUUUGAACGCAUUCCGUCAGCGGGGGGACUUUACCAGUUUGUGAAGUGAAUCGGCUUCCGGUUGCAGCUCCUCAACUUCCUCUGAAAACAACACCACGUGUGUGAGGGGAAUGAAUGGGUUGCUGUCAGCUCUGUACACAUGCACGUUAAACGGCGCUGACAGCCCAAUUUACCGUUAACGGUUAAAACGCGGACCCCCGAGAGACGGCCCGACUGCUCGCCAUGAGUUUUGUGGAGUACUCUGACCUCAUUCGGGACGGCGACGUCGCCAUCGUCUACCUGGGCCACGAAUCCAUGAUGCACGUCAAGGUGAAGCAGGGCGCCCAGACGCAGACUCGCUACGGAGUCAUCCGCCACUCCUCCGACCUGAUCGGUCGGCGCUACGGGUCGAAGGUCACCUGCAGCAAAGGCGGGUGGGUGUACGUGCUUCACCCGACGCCGGAGCUGUGGACGGUCACCCUGCCGCACCGCACGCAGAUCCUCUACACCACCGACAUCGCCACCAUCACCAUGAUGCUGGAGCUGAAGCCGGGGUCCGUGGUCUGUGAGUCAGGGACCGGCAGCGGCUCGCUGUCCCACGCCAUCCUGCGCUCCGUGGCCCCCACGGGGCACCUGCACACGGUGGAGUUCCACCAGCAGCGGGCGGAGAAGGCGGCGGAGGAGUUCAAGGAGCACGGCGUGGACGGGCUGGUCACCGUCCGGAACCAGGACGUGUGCAAGGACGGCUUCGGGGUGAGCGGGGUGGCGGACGCCGUCUUCCUGGACAUCCCCAGCCCCUGGGAGGCCGUGGGACACGCCAAGGCGGCCAUGAAGAGACACGGCGGUCGCGUGUGCUCGUUCUCCCCCUGCAUCGAGCAGGUCCAGAGGACGUGCGAGGCGUUGGCCGAGGAGGGCUUCGAGGAGAUCAGCACCCUGGAGGUCCUGCUGAGGGUCCACGACGUGCGGACCGUCUACCUGCCGCUGCCCGACUUCGGCGCCGACGUCUUCGCUCAGGCCCGGGCCGACGGCGCCGAGACCAAGCCUCAGACCCCCGUCGCCCUGAAGACCACCACCCCGCCCAGAGAGAUGCAAGGUCACACGGGGUACCUCACCUUCGCCACCAAACCCAGGACCUGAAGUCCUUCGGCUUUUAAUGCUCCCGUGUGUUUUCCAUCCACCAGAAUAAGACUGUGAUAAUCCGGUGGGGGGGCGAGGGGGGGUCACCAGGUCCCAACUGGCACCAAGAGGAUUUAUACUUUUGUUACAUCCUUUUAUUUUUCCUGUCACUUGGAACUGGUUUGUUGCUUGAAUCAAGCACGAGGAGAAAUGAGUCAACGUAGAUUUGGUUUACUUUUACUAUACUUUUAUCCCCUUUUAUGAAACUAUUAUUAAUCAGUUAUUUCAUCCAUGCGGGGGGGAUUUGUGCUUUUGAAUUCAAGUAAAUACAACAGAUGGGUGAAAAGAUUGAUGUUGUUUGUUCUGUUGCACCACGAGAAGAGAAAUGAAGAUCUACAAUAAGAACUCAUUGUCUUCAGUAGAACCAGACUUUACUGUCUUUGUUAGCGUAGCAAACAUAACUAACUAACUCCAUAUUUAACAAUCGGAUGCAACAUUUUGACCUUUAGAGCUGCUGGGAGGCCCGACGUCUCUACGAAGGGAAUCCAGCGGGAAUGUUUCAGAGGAAACCGACAUAUUUAAAUAUUAAACAAUAUUUAACACUAAAACAGAUCACAUCUGAAUUACAGCUCAACUGUUUCUAUUCCGCUUUCCUUCCAAAGAUAUUCAGUGUUUAAAAGUAAAUCUGAUGCUCUCUGACGUGUAGUAUCUCUGCAUCACCUGCCUGCGGUCCCUUAACGGUUUAAUCCCUGAGGAUUACCGCAGGUUAUAAAAAGCACCAAGGCCGUCUAAGUCGGUGACAGGUUGAGCGCCAGCAGACGAGUUAAAGGACCAAUCACAGGGAGGGAAACACAAGAGGGAAUUGGCCACCGGAGCAGAUUGGAUUCGGCGCGGCUCUUCUUCUCUGCUUUCAACCAACGCCGACUAGCUGGUGUUCAUGGUCUGUUAGAAUGUCAAUCACAGUAAGCCCCGCCCCAACGCAUCCCCUGCUCUAUGGUCUGUUGGACUCUAAAUUGACCAUAAUUCACUAAAUUAAAAGACUUGAAACUAGAGACUUAGACAAUAAAGGAUGAAGGAAAAUACCAUAAACCACAAAUAAACAUCCACAAACACUCGUUUGAGGACGUAAGGCUGACACUUCAUGAGAUCAUGCUGGGCCGACGCCCCGAGCACUCAGAACCAGAACCAGCAGGCGGCCCCCCAAAGGUCCUGAUCUGAACCCCACGAGGGUCCUGAUCUGCCCGGCCGGGUGCCGGCAAUAGCCGCUGUGACCUGCUUGAUAAUCCUGACCACGUAAUCCGCUUGUCCUC
Molecule: messenger RNA, 2482 nt
Organism: Pungitius pungitius (ninespine stickleback)
Lineage: Eukaryota; Metazoa; Chordata; Actinopteri; Perciformes; Gasterosteidae
Gene: trmt61a
Product: tRNA methyltransferase 61A
Exons: 4
Coding region: 300-1193 (297 amino acids)
Biological process (GO): tRNA methylation
Cellular component (GO): nucleus; tRNA (m1A) methyltransferase complex
Molecular function (GO): tRNA (adenine(58)-N1)-methyltransferase activity
Source: RefSeq, a predicted model, not a curated record